Trypanosoma theileri is the source of this 516-nucleotide messenger RNA. Its product is annotated as putative dynamin, putative,vacuolar sortin protein 1. Gene Ontology annotation, cellular component: membrane; cytoplasm; microtubule. The transcript has a single exon. NCBI's taxonomy places the organism in Eukaryota, Euglenozoa, Kinetoplastea, Trypanosomatida, Trypanosomatidae. Gene Ontology annotation, molecular function: GTPase activity; GTP binding; microtubule binding. The coding region runs from base 1 to 516 and encodes 171 amino acids. The record is from RefSeq and is a predicted model, not a curated record.
AUGAUGGAGGAACUUGCACAGCGGGCUUUCAUAAAAGUAUUUGGAUCGGAUCCAGAAAAGAAAGACCAGCAGCAAACAUACUGCAGUCCAGAUGGAAAAGAUAGAGGGGAAAAUAAUAAAAAGGGUAUUUUUGAAGCUCUGCUGAGUAAUGGAGAAAGAAAGAAUAUGGAGGAUGUGCCGUCAACGAUUAUGUUGGGCAACAACAUGUCGUUACACGAACGGCACAUUAACGAUGCUAUCCGAGAGAUGGUGGAGGGAUACUUCACGAUUGUUAAGGGCACUGUCGCUGACCAGGUUCCCAAAGCCAUUACAUUGCUUAUGAUUACAAAACUACGGGAGGAAGUGUACGCAAGACUCGUGAAACAACUGUAUACCGAUCAGAACAUUCACGAUUUGCUUGCAGAGUCUCCUGAAGUGGCAACGCAGCGUAAAGCCACGACAACGAUGAUGGAGGCAUUGAAAAAGGCACAGGCUGCGUUGGAGAACGUGCGUGGCUUCACUCUUCUUACAAAGUAG